Molecule: messenger RNA, 1053 nt
Organism: Symsagittifera roscoffensis
Lineage: Eukaryota; Metazoa; Xenacoelomorpha; Acoela; Convolutidae
Product: sulfotransferase 1A1-like
Exons: 3
Coding region: 58-639 (193 amino acids)
Biological process (GO): sulfation
Cellular component (GO): cytoplasm
Molecular function (GO): sulfotransferase activity
Source: RefSeq, a predicted model, not a curated record
AUAAAAAACACGAAAACUUGUGUAUAUUUGAAUACAGAUCUCCAGCAUUCAUAAAACAUGAAUAGGCCAUACAAAUUUUCAAUCGGUGACGUUCAUUUUGUCGGCGCUUACACAAAAGAAACCGUUUUGGCAGCUCAAAAUUAUCAAGGUAGCCCUGACGAUAUUUAUUUGUCAACGUACCCUAGAUCAGGAACCACAUGGGUCCAAAACUUCUUAAUUGGGCUUGUAUAUGGCUGCGAUGCUUUGAGGGACACCAAAAACUUCGAUGAGAUAUUUCCUUAUUUGGAAGUGGAUUUAAACGGGGUUCGAGGCUAUGAAGAAGCUGAAAAAUCGUUAAGACGAGCCAGGCUGCUGAAGACUCACUUGCCGCCGCACAUGGCUCCUUCUCAAUUGGUCUUCGAGAACCGAAAGCAGAUUAUUGUCGUUCGCAACCCCAAAGACGUGGCCUUGAGUCUAUUCCAGUUCUACCAAAAGCAACCUGUUCUGAAAGCGGCCUUGGAAAACAAAGACCUGCGUGCCUUUCUAGACGACUUUCUGGUGGGAAAUGUGCUCUAUGGAAGCUGGUGGAACUGGAUAGAUGCCUGGCUCAGGAAAUAUUGGGCAAACAGCAUGCAUUACAAUUUUUCACCUCCUUGUUAAUAAAAAGUGUGAAACGAUCUGGAGUUUGACGAGCGUGUGAAAUAAAAGAUUCCGGCUUGCUUCAAAAAAGCUGACUAUUACUCACAAAAAAGUCACCGAUCUCAUCUUUGCGUUCUUUUCUCGGAAUUGAAAAUUUCUCAGAAGACGAUUUGACAGAUCUGAAGACUCUCACGUCUAUGCAAUCUAUUAAAGAUCGAUUGGAUUCCGACUGGAAAUUUAAGGACACUGGACUAAUUAAUAAAGGUCAAACCAACAGGUGGAAAGAUGAGUUUCCGGAAGGAUACGGGGAAAAGUUUGAUGAGUUGACCAGGAAAACUUUUGGCGAUUCGGACAUAGUUGAACGUUUUGUAUGAUUUAUUUGGGACAAAUGAUAUCAGACGAUACAAAGCGUUUGACUUCUCACUUAAAAUUUUU